Messenger RNA from Durusdinium trenchii, 285 nucleotides. Lineage: Eukaryota; Dinophyceae; Suessiales; Symbiodiniaceae. The record is from the annotation of a GenBank genome assembly.
AUGAGCUUCCUGCGGCUUAGUUUGCUCCUUUGUGCGGCCUCGGCCUCUGCCAGCUGCGUGAUAACUGCCCAGGUCUGCCAGAACUUCCCGGACUUCAGCAGGACACAGUUCCGAGACCUUCUGGGCGAGCUGCACUUGGGCUCCGCUGGAUCAGAAGCAGUUUGCUUGAAACGUGCCGAGGACUUCCACCAUUGGUGCGGGAACAAUGCGAGCACUUCUGUGGCUUCUACCUUCAUGCUGGACAAGACACAGUUCUAUGACCCAAGUGACUCGUCCAAGGGAUAG